UGUGUGAAGGUGAAUGGAUUUGCCUGCAAGGCAGAGAUGAAUGUGACAGAAGCCGAUUUCUUCUUUCCUGGUUUAGCCAAACCUGGAGUUAUCAACAACACAUUGGGAUCUUUGGUUACUACAGCCAAUGUGGAAAAAAUUCCAGGACUUAACACAUUGGGAGUGUCUUUCUCUAGAAUAGACUAUAAAGUUAGGGGACUUAACCCACCUCACACAUGCCCUCAUGCCAUUGAGAUUUUGUUUGUGUUGGAUGGUCAAUUAGACGUGGGGUUUAUCACCACAACCAACAAGCUCAUCUCAAGGUCCAUUAAGAAAGGUGAAAUCUCUGUGUUUCCAAAAGGUUUGGUCCAUUAUCAGAAGAACUGUGGAGAUAAGCCUGCUUCAGUGCUUUAUGCUUUCAACAGGAAACUUCCUGGAACAUUUUCUGUAGCUUAA
Vigna umbellata (rice bean) is the source of this 435-nucleotide messenger RNA. Its product is annotated as germin-like protein subfamily 2 member 4. Gene Ontology annotation, molecular function: manganese ion binding. NCBI's taxonomy places the organism in Eukaryota, Viridiplantae, Streptophyta, Magnoliopsida, Fabales, Fabaceae. The record is from RefSeq and is a predicted model, not a curated record.